CUUAUACAACAAUAUGUGACGGACUUUCCAACUCUUCUUUCAAAGCCAACAAACAAAAAACCUCUUGUCUUUGUUAGCUCCCGCUGUUCUAUCACUGAUAACACAAAGUUGUUCCACUUUCUUUAUAUGCAUUUGAGUUUCUUCCAGUUUUUGGAGACUCAGAAAGGAGAAAAGAGGAAGAUAAAUCAUGGCGUCUUUGGCCGGUUCUUCUUGUUCUUCUUCUGGUGCAGUGUUUAGAGCUAGAGAAGUUGGUGGCAAUAAUGGAGCUUUUUUGGGCCACUACAAUGGACUUAGGCCAAUGGAGAACGUGCAUAUGGUUUCUUCUGGGACAAAGUCAAGUGGGUUUGUUUCUACUUCUGCAAGAAAAUGCAGAACAAUCAAGGCAAUGGCUUCUCCAACUGUUUCAUCUCCCAAAAGAGAGAAAGAUCCCAAGAAAAGAGUUGUCAUUACUGGAAUGGGGUUGGUCUCGGUUUUUGGCAACGACAUUGACACAUUCUACAACAAACUUCUCGAGGGAGAGAGUGGGAUAAGUCCGAUAGACAGAUUCGAUGUUUCAAACUACUCUGUCCGCUUCGCGGGACAGAUUCGAGACUUCUCUUCCAAAGGCUACAUUGACGGGAAGAACGACCGCCGCCUUGAUGAUUGCUGGAGAUACGGUUUGGUUGGUGGCAAGAGGGCACUUGAAGAUGCUAACCUUGGACAUGAAGUUCUUGAUACUAUGGACAAAUCAAGAAUUGGAGUUUUGGUUGGAACAGGCAUGGGGGGCUUAACUGCUUUCACCACUGGGGUUGAAAAUCUUAUCCUAAAGGGAUACAAGAAGAUAUCUCCAUUCUUCAUUCCUUACUCUAUAACCAAUAUGGGGUCAGCAUUGUUAGCCAUAGAUACUGGCUUGAUGGGGCCCAAUUACUCCAUUUCUACUGCUUGUGCCACUGCCAACUACUGCUUCUUUGCGGCUGCAAACCACAUCAGGAGAGGUGAAGCAGAUAUCAUGGUGGUUGGUGGGAGUGAGGCUCCAAUCCUGCCCACUGGUGUUGGUGGGUUCAUAGCUUGCAGGGCUUUGUCUCAAAGAAAUGAAGAACCCCAGAAGGCCUCGAGACCGUGGGACAAAGAUCGUGAUGGUUUCGUCAUAGGAGAAGGAUGUGGUGUGCUGAUAAUGGAGAGCUUGGAAAGUGCAAUGAAAAGAGGAGCAAAGAUAAUAGCAGAAUACUUAGGAGGUGCCAUAACAUGUGAUGCUCAUCACAUGACUGAUCCUAGGCCAGAUGGCCUUGGGGUCUCAUCUUGCAUAACCAAGAGUUUACAAGAUGCUGGAGUUUCCCCUGAAGAGGUGAACUAUGUGAAUGCUCAUGCAACAUCAACUCUAGCUGGGGAUUUAGCUGAAGUCAAUGCAAUCAAGAAGGUCUUUAAGGACACAUCUGAGCUUAAGAUGAAUGGGACUAAGUCAAUGAUUGGACAUGGUCUUGGGGCUGCUGGUGGAUUGGAAGCAGUAGCAACCAUAAAAGCAAUCACCACUGGAUGGCUGCAUCCAACUAUCAAUCAGGAUAAUUUGGAGCCUGAUGUUACAAUUGACACAGUUCCAAAUGUAAAGAAGAAGCAUGAGGUCAAUGUUGCUAUCUCAAAUUCAUUUGGCUUUGGUGGGCACAAUUCAGUGGUUGUUUUUGCUCCUUUCUCACCCUAAUAAAACCAAUUCAAAGAAGUGAUUUCUCUUCAAGUUCCUAGUUUUGGAUUCAUUAAUUUCCGGAUGUUACAAUAUAGAGGUCAUAUGCUCUCUAAGAAGUUUUAAGAGUUAAAACAACCUGGCCCUUUUCACCGUUUGCAUUUUGAUUCAUCUUUUG
Molecule: messenger RNA, 1832 nt
Organism: Morus notabilis
Lineage: Eukaryota; Viridiplantae; Streptophyta; Magnoliopsida; Rosales; Moraceae
Product: 3-oxoacyl-[acyl-carrier-protein] synthase I, chloroplastic
Exons: 8
Coding region: 188-1675 (495 amino acids)
Biological process (GO): fatty acid biosynthetic process
Molecular function (GO): 3-oxoacyl-[acyl-carrier-protein] synthase activity
Source: RefSeq, a predicted model, not a curated record